This is a messenger RNA of Chlamydomonas reinhardtii, 1612 nucleotides long. RefSeq lists its product as uncharacterized. The coding region runs from base 446 to 1012 and encodes 188 amino acids. The transcript has a single exon. The record is from RefSeq and is a predicted model, not a curated record. Lineage: Eukaryota; Viridiplantae; Chlorophyta; Chlorophyceae; Chlamydomonadales; Chlamydomonadaceae.
CUCCGGCGUUCGACCAGACGCGCACUACUGCCCUGCCGCUGCAAAUUGUUUGCCAUCUGCUGGGAUCUGGGCGUCAGCUGCACCCUACGGGACCUCACCAACCUGCACCCUACGGGACCUCACCAACCUGCCUCAACACUGUCCACCAGUGAGGUCGUCCGCACCACCAUCAUGCCGCGCAUGGGCUGGAAGCUCUCUGGCUCUGAGACCCUCAAAGUCCCCCUAGCGAAGCUGUCCGUCCGCAUGGCCACAUCCAUGCAGCUGGACGAUGUGGCCACGCGGCGGGCGGACCUACACGAGGAUUAUGAGCGCGCGGCACAGGGCCUGCCGCCGCGCGCUGUGGUGCGGUGCGAGGACCUGCCAGCAGCUGCGGCUGCGUGCAACGCUUGGCGCCAUUAGGGACACCCUGGCGCGCCUUUGGCAGGAGGUACGAAAUAAUUCGCAUAUGCCGUUGGCUCGCCGUGAGCCAUGCGGAUGUGGGCAGCACGGCCAUGGGGGCACCGCGGCGGGGGCACACGCCGCCGCCGCGCCCACGCCACGGCAGCACCACUUCUGGGAUUGCGCGGUGGCGAAGGCCGUGGUGGCGCACUUCAACGCACACAACCCCGGUCCGGCUCCCAUCAGCCAAGCCCAGCUGUGGCUGGUCCAGGCGCCGCCGGGUUUUCAGCAGCGUGUUUGGGACGUGGUGGUGAUGGCGGCGCUGGCCGCCACAGAACAUGGCCGGGUGCGGCUGCGCGGGAUGACGCGCGCCACAGCGGCCCUGGGAAUUCAGACGGCGGCGGCAGCAGCUCCCGAGGCUGCGGUGGCAGGUGCAGUGGAGGCGGAACCCGAUCUUGACGUGAUCCCACCCACACAGCUGACGCCGCCGCAGCCAGGCGUCAACCCCGUCGAGCUUGCGUGCGCUCGCGCAGUUGCGGACUUCUGGUCGCGGCUGAUGCAGUUCGCGCAGCUCGGCGUGCCCCAAAAGGGCUGGGAUGGUGUUGACGCCACUCACCCAUCCUGGUGGUGGUGAACGGUGUUAUGCUGUGCGCGUUGCCGCAAGCUAUGGAGCUGGAGGCUUGAAAGGGAUCAGCCCUUGGGAGAAGCGCGUGAGCACUAACAUGAGCCAUUGAAGCAGUGGCAGACGAGAGGGUCAGCGGGGGAGCUUAGUGGGCAGGCGAAGGGGUUUUCUGUUUUACGCCCGUGGGAGCAGGGCCAGGUUUGCGGGGUUUUAUGCCUGAGAGGGUGUAUUGGGUGCUGCAGCACCCCGGGCCUUACGGCCUGGACCGGCCUAGUGGCCAGACGCGUUUGUGGCUGCCCUUAGGCAUAGUCAGCCCUGGCGUCGAGAGCUGGUUAGGUUGCGGUUGAGGUCGUGCAGGCUGCGGGGUCGUAGGACUCAGCCCCGCAGCCACUGUGGUCGUGCUAUUGUAGUAUGAUACCGUAGUCGGCAAAAGACACAUCUAGAUGCCCCAGGGCGCCGUCCGCAGGGUUAUAUACUUGUGUCAUAGAACUUCCGUGUUCCGCCCACAGCAAUCACGUGCUGUCGCGUGCUGCGUGCUGUGUGUUUUGUUAUGUUCGCUGUUUUUGUUUUCUGCCCGGUUGGUCUUAAGAAUGCGGAUGUUACAGAGGGGAC